Molecule: messenger RNA, 1230 nt
Organism: Rotaria socialis
Lineage: Eukaryota; Metazoa; Rotifera; Eurotatoria; Philodinida; Philodinidae
Source: the annotation of a GenBank genome assembly
AUGACAAGUAAUGAUAAUAUGACAACCACAAAUACAUCAGUGGAUAUUAAAUGUGUUAUUGUACAACAAACAUUUACUGGAAAACGUGAACUCAAAGUAACAACAGCACCAAAACCACCACCGCCUGGUGACGGUGAAGUAUUAAUUGCUGUCAAAGCAUGUGGAAUUAAUUUUAAUGACGUACUUGUGCGUUAUGGACUUCUAGAAGAAAGUCCACGCCCUCCGUUCAUUCCCGGCUUUGAAUGUAGUGGUGAAAUACUCGAUAUUGGAACGAAUGUUACACAUCUCGAUAGAGGCGAUCGUGUUCUUGUAUUAACACGCUUUUCAGCAUGGGCUGAGCAAAUAGUCGUUAAGAAAGAUUUCGUAUUUAAAAUUCCAAAAGAAAUGACUUUUCGCGAAGCUGCUGUACUUCCAAUAGCAUAUCUUACUGCCUAUAUACUUUUAUUUGAAAUUGGAAAUAUAAAACCAGGUCAAACAUUACUGUUUCAUUCUGCUGGUGGCGGUGUCGGAGUUGCAUUAACACAACUAUCCAAACUAGUGCCUAAUUUAACGAUUAUGGCAACAGCUAGUCCACAUAAAUUUGAUGUGCUUCGUGCUCAUAUACAUUAUUUAUUUGAACAUGAUAUUGAUUAUACAGAAGAUAUUAAAAAAAUUACACCUGAAGGUAUUGAUCUUGUUCUUGACUGUAUGGCUGGCGAUGAUUGCGAACGUGGUCUUGACUUACUUAAAUUUAAUGGAAAAUAUGUUAUGUAUGGAACAUCAAGUUUACUUUCUUGGGAUGUUAAAAAUUUGUUUGGCAUUACCAAAGGAAUGACUAAUUGGUGGCAAAAUGAUAAAAUAAGUUGUCUACGUUUAUUUCAAGAUAGCAAAUCUAUUCAUGGUUUUAAUUUAAUUCAAUUGCUUCAAUAUGGUUCAAAUGACACACGCCGUUAUCUAUCAGACAUUAUGCAUAAAGUAUUUCUACUUUACAAAGAAGGAAAAAUAAAACCGGUUGUUGAUAGUGUAUUUACAUUUGAAGAUGUAAAUAGUGCUCUUGGCAAAUUAGUAGAGCGUAAAAACAUCGGUAAAGUAGUCAUUGAGCCAUUUGUUAAUGCAAAAGCAGAAAAAGUGAAAAAAGUCAAAGCAGGAGGCGCAUCCGGACAUCAAGAUUCAAGCUCCACAUCUGGUCCUGAUGAUGAUGAUGAAAAAGAUCCUGAAGAAGUUCGUCAAAGUUCAUCGUCUAAUCAAUAA